Manis pentadactyla (Chinese pangolin) is the source of this 4303-nucleotide messenger RNA. RefSeq names its product unk zinc finger (gene UNK). Gene Ontology annotation, biological process: cell morphogenesis involved in neuron differentiation. The transcript has 19 exons. The record is from RefSeq and is a predicted model, not a curated record. The coding region runs from base 552 to 2990 and encodes 812 amino acids. NCBI's taxonomy places the organism in Eukaryota, Metazoa, Chordata, Mammalia, Pholidota, Manidae. Gene Ontology annotation, molecular function: metal ion binding; mRNA CDS binding.
AAAAGGGGAGCGGCGAAGAGGCAGGAAGACAGGACCAUGUCGAAGGGCCCCGGGCCCGGCGGCUCCGCAGCUUCCUCGGCGCCCCCGGCCGCUACAGCUCAGGUGCUGCAGGCACAGCCCGAGAAACCGCAGCACUACACCUAUGUUAGAUACUAAAGAAGGCUUCCCCACAAUCCAUAUGCAUCUGCUUUGACUGGUGGUUUCUAUCAACCUACAAAGACUGACUUAUUGGUGAGGGCAGCUGGACAACUAUGAGAGCAACUUAGAGAAAUCCAUCUUGGGCACACUCUGUAAAGGAGCUCCUUCUCUGGAAAUAGCACCCCAGAUAAGUGCACAAAAGCAAGACACCCUCGUGGACCUACUUCCUCCCGCUUUCAACACCCCGAUGCCUGAAGCUAUGCUUGAUACUAAAGGAGGUUUUCCCACAUAUGCAUCCUCUGUAUUUUGAAAUUGCAACUAUGGACAGUUAUGGCUAAUCCUAGUAGACUGUCUUCCCUUCUUUUAACAUCUUGGAUGAAUUUGGGGCACACUAAUGUGUUAUGUGAAGAUGGAUGUUGAAUAUACUCUACAGAUUCACCCCAGCUGGCCAUCUUAAAAUAUCUCCAUGGGCAACAGAGAUAACUGGAGAAAGUUUGAGUAAAAUCAGUGCACAUGAUCAUAGGUACCUGAAGGAGUUCCGCACAGAGCAGUGCCCUCUCUUUGUGCAACACAAAUGCACUCAGCAUCGGCCCUACACCUGCUUCCACUGGCACUUCGUGAACCAGCGACGCCGCCGGUCUGUCCGCCGUCGGGACGGCACCUUCAACUACAGCCCCGACGUCUACUGCACCAAGUACGACGAGGCCACGGGCCUCUGCCCGGAGGGCGACGAGUGCCCGUUCCUGCACAGGACUACAGGGGACACUGAGCGCAGGUACCACCUGCGCUACUACAAAACUGGAAUCUGCAUCCAUGAGACAGACUCUAAAGGCAACUGCACCAAAAACGGCUUGCACUGUGCUUUUGCCCACGGCCCCCAUGACCUGCGCUCCCCUGUCUACGACAUCAGGGAGCUCCAGGCCAUGGAGGCCUUGCAGAAUGGACAGACCACAGUAGAGGGCAGCACAGAGGGCCAGUCAGCUGGGGCUGCCAGCCAUGCCAUGAUAGAAAAAAUCCUCAGUGAGGAGCCACGGUGGCAAGAAACUGCUUACGUGCUGGGAAACUAUAAGACAGAGCCAUGCAAGAAGCCCCCUCGGCUGUGCCGCCAGGGUUAUGCCUGCCCCUACUACCACAACAGCAAGGACCGGCGGCGGAGCCCCCGGAAACACAAAUACAGGUCAUCUCCAUGUCCGAACGUAAAACAUGGGGAUGAGUGGGGAGACCCCGGCAAGUGCGAGAAUGGAGACGCCUGCCAGUACUGCCACACCCGCACGGAGCAGCAGUUCCACCCAGAGAUCUAUAAAUCCACCAAGUGCAACGACAUGCAGCAGUCGGGCAGCUGUCCCCGAGGACCUUUCUGCGCCUUCGCCCAUGUAGAACAGCCAUCCCUAAGUGAUGACCUACAGCCUUCCUCAGCUGUGACCAGCCCCACUCAGCCGGGCCCUGUCUUGUACAUGCCAUCUGCUGCCGGAGACUCGGUGCCCGUGAGCCCCUCCAGCCCGCAUGCCCCUGACCUCAGUGCUCUCCUCUGUAGAAACAGCAGCCUAGGCAGCCCAUCUAACCUGUGUGGCUCCCCUCCGGGCUCCAUCAGGAAGCCCCCGAACCUGGAAGGCAUUGUCUUCCCUGGGGAGUCUGGCCUUGCCCCUGGCAGCUAUAAAAAGGCUCCUGGCUUCGAGAGGGAAGACCAGGUGGGAGCUGAGUACCUGAAAAAUUUCAAAUGCCAGGCCAAGUUAAAACCCCACUCACUAGAGCCCAGGAGUCAAGAGCAGCCUCUGCUUCAGCCUAAACAGGACAUGCUGGGCAUUCUUCCCGUGGGCAGCCCCCUGACCUCAAGCAUCUCUUCUAGUAUCACUUCCAGCCUGGCAGCCACUCCCCCCAGCCCCGCCGGCACCAGCAGCGUCCCUGGCAUGAAUGCAAAUGCUCUGCCCUUCUACCCAACCAGUGACACAGUGGAGUCGGUCAUAGAGUCUGCCCUGGACGACUUGGACCUGAAUGAGUUUGGGGUGGCUGCCCUGGAGAAGACUUUUGACAACAGCACUGUGCCUCACCCAGGCAGCAUCACAAUUGGUGGCAGUUUGCUGCAGAGUUCUGCACCCGUGAACAUCCCUGGCUCCUUGGGUAGCUCUGCCUCCUUCCACUCAGCAUCCCCAUCCCCUCCCGUCAGCCUCUCCUCACAUUUCCUGCAACAGCCCCAGGGCCACCUGAGCCAGUCGGAAAAUGCAUUUUUGGGGACCUCUGCAUCACAUGGAUCUUUGGGUCUGAACGGGAUGAACAGCAGCAUUUGGGAGCAUUUUGCCUCUGGAAGCUUCUCCCCGGGCACUUCCCCUGCUUUCCUGUCGGGGCCUGGGGCUGCUGAGCUGGCCCGACUUCGGCAAGAGCUGGAUGAAGCUAACGGCACCAUCAAGCAGUGGGAGGAAUCCUGGAAGCAGGCCAAGCAGGCUUGUGAUGCCUGGAAGAAGGAGGCUGAGGAGGCUGGCGAGCGGGCCAGCGCCGCAGGCGCCGAGUGUGAGCUGGCCCGGGAGCAGCGGGAUGCGCUGGAGGGUCAGGUGAAGGAGCUGCAGGAGGAGCUGGAGCGGCUGCACUCGGGCCCCGACCCGCAGGCCCUGCCCGCCUUCUCUGACCUGCAGGCCCUCCCCCUCUCCACGCUCUACUCCCUCCAGAAGCGGCUGCGGGCGCACCUGGAGCAAGUGGACAAGGCUGUGUUCCACAUGCAGUCGGUGAAAUGCCUUAAGUGUCAGGAGCAGAACCGAGCAGUGCUGCCAUGCCAACAUGCCGUGCUGUGUGGGCUCUGUGCUGAGGGCAGCGAGUGCCCUGUCUGCCAGCCUGGCCUGGCUCACACCCUCCAGUCGUGACCCUGCAGGCCUGGCCCCGGCCUGGCUCAGAUCUUCUCACCUGGGACUUUUUAAAGUAUAUAUAUAUAUAAAUAUAUAUAUAUAUAUAUGUAUGUAUGUAUGUAUGUAUGUAUAUGUAUAUGAUUCUAUAUAUGUAUGCAUUUCUGUAUGUGUGCAGGUAUGUGUGGGCGGCCAGUGUGUGAACAGUGUCUGUGUGUAUAUCUGUACAUAGAUAUAGACACACACUUUAAAAGACUUACCAAGCACUUUUUAAAAGAAAAAACUAUUUUGCAGUCCUCCCCUGCCCACUCUCUCUACCUUUCCCACUGCAGAGACAAAGUCCCUUCUUCUCCUACCAGCCUUUGGCAGGGAAUCUGUUUCUCUUUUUUAUGUAGGAAUUAACUAUUUUUAACUUCUUGGGGCCUGAGCAGGGAAGGGUGGGAAGCUAUAAGGGGCCGAGGGUAGGGGACAAGCCUUCAGGGCAGACCCUGCUCACCCACCUCCCCAACCCAGGGUGAGAGCCAGCGGGGUGCAGGCCUGGGGGCAGACCUGGCUCCCAGCCGUGAGGCCUGAGGUAGUGUGCUGAGGGCCAAGCCGGCCCAGCUCCUGGGUGUACCAAGUGUGUGCUCGGUGAGGGCUAGCAGGCCAGAGCUGCAGUGUCAGCCCCACUCCCAACCCUGGGGCCUUGAAGCUCCUUGAGGGGCACAGCCAGGGAGUUCUAAGAACCUCAGGUUUCUGAGGCCAGGAGUCCACCUCAGUCCUCUCCCUCUGGGCGCCCAGAGCAGCCUUCCUGGUCCCAGGGCCACCUACUGGCACUGCCCUCCGCUGUCCCUCCCACCCGGCACGGCCCUCCAUGCUAUCUACCCCCUCCCUCUGGCAGCUAGCAGGGCAGUUGGUGGGGAGGAGAUGGGGACUGUGAGGACCAAGGCAGGGCUCCGACCCUGCCCUCCUCGCCAGGAGGGGCUCCAUAUGCAUUCCUUGGUGCUCUCCGAGUGCAGCUGACGUCCUGCCCCUUUUUGGAGCAGACGCCCGUGUGCAUGUGUGUGUGCCUGUCCAAUGUAUAUUGUGUCUUAGCUUCCAUUUUAAAAAUUGUUCUGUACAGAGAGAUGCAGCAGGGGCGGGAGGGCAGAGCGGGUGGAGGGAAGCCACCCCGGUCCCAGCACUGGGGGCCUGGGGUAGGGGCAAGAGGGCUAGGAAGGGUGUGGUCCCAGCCCAGCAUCCCCCUCCUCGGGCCCAGCACGAAAGGGCUUUCAAUGAAUUAAGUGAAAACUUUUUUUUAUAAAAAUGCAAAAAACAAAGCUCCAAACCUAUUGGAAAUAAAAUAUGAACUUGCA